CACAUGGACAGUUGUUGACGAGCCAUCUUCCCACCCAGACAAGCUUCAUGCACCAUACUAACCCUUGUUUAUGUAAUGGCAUUUGCUUAAGGAAGCCAUAGCUGGUGGCUGUGUGCGUUAUUGGUCUGUUUCAGUCGCAGUCGGCUGAAUGAGCCAGGGUGGGCUGUGUUUGCAGGACCCUCCGUCUGGCGAACCUGGGCUCCUCUGCCCCAGCGGCUGCAUCCGCAGAGCAUCCGAGCAAGGGCCAAGCGAGUCACGGCAGAGCGCAGAAAAGAGCAGGAAGACCGUUCCAUCUUCCCAGACUUUCUCAUCGGCUUCUAAUUGUGUUUUCACGGCAGCCCGGUCAGCCUGCUGGAGCAUGGCCUGCUAAUGAUCCUGACGUCCCGCGCAGCCCCAGAGUGACUCUUGGUGGGUCAGAUGGCUACAGCCAACAAAGGCACCAACCCCAAAGUAGGGGGUGUCCGUUUUGCCACAACCCCAGCUGUGGAAGGAAGUUCCAGCCAUGUUCACUUUGAUGAGAAGCUUCAUGACUCCGUGGUCAUGGUCAGCCAAGAGAAGGAGGGGGACUUCUUAGUGAAGGUUGGGUUCCUGAAGAUCAUGCACAAGUACGAAAUCACAUUCAUCCUGCCUUUUGUGCAGCUGCUGGGGAAGGACAUUUGCGCGGCACCCCUGUCGAACCUGAACCUCAAGGUGACCAACAUCACGCCAGUACCUGAAGGCUACAGGGUCAAGUGCGAAUACGUGGCCCACAGAGAAGGCGUCCUUCGAGAAGAGAUGGUCCUUCGCAGCGAGUCCAACCACAGCGCCAGCAUCAAAGUAGUUGUGCAAGCCCGGGUGAUGGACCGGCAUCACGGCACGCCAAUGCUGCUGGAAGGCGUGAAGUGCAUCGGGGCCGAGCUGGAAUACGACUCUGAGCAAAGCGAAUGGCAUGGCUUCGACUAGCCAGGAUUCGCCCCCCUCUGCUGCAAACCCCGGGGCCUUCCCGGGGUUCUCUAUCCAUAUAUAUAUUUUCCGGUUAAGCUUGAAAUAAAAAAAAUUGCCAUCUCCACUGUCCGCUGGCUGCCAGACGCAGAGCGCUCUUGUUGUGUGCUGGUCCGAUGGCGCUUGUCUUGUGGGGCUGGUGCUGUGCUUUUCUCCUGCCUCCCCCCCGCCGUUACACCCAGAACUAAACUCCUUGUAGGCUGUGGUUUGGACGGGCAGGGGCGCUUCCGUUUCCGUAGCCUCGGUUCUGCAAGCGGCAGCCCUCGGUGGUGCGGCUGUGAGCGCACCCUCUGGCAGCCUGCGCUCCUCGCAUUCCGGUGGGCUGUUUUGAUUCUUCCUGGUUUAGCAAGGCUGGACGGUCUGCAGAGCGUUUUCUGCAGCUGCAGUUUGUGAAUCGGAGAAAGGCGGCUGGGUCGAGGACUUCUGCUCAGACGCCUUCCUGUUUGGGGGAGCUUAGGAGAUGCUGCCAUUAAAGAAAAGGAAAGGAAAGCUUUCCAGCUUUUAGGAAAGAGGCAGCGGUUUAGCCCUGAAAAGCUGGUUGGGGGGAACAACGGGUCAUUUUUGGUGGAGUUGGAUGGUCAGCACGGCUGCCCCAAAACAGCUGCUUAGUGCUAAAAGGCUGACCGGAGGAAAGCUCAUAGGAGCAUCUACCGGAUAAACAAGGUUUCACUGUGUUUUUAAGAGGCGAGGUUAGGUUACUGUGAGACUGACAGUUCCUGGGGACCAACAUACACACCCCCGUUGCCUGUGGUUGGGUGCCCCUCUUUAUUCCUCCUCCCCCUCCCUCUCCCGCUGUUGGAAAUGAACCCCACUCGGGACAAAAACGAAGCCUCCCCAUCUCAGUUUUGCAAAGAUUCACCAAACCCGAUUCAUUCGCAGCAACCUGGUUUCCGGUUUCCCCUUUGGCCACAAGGAUGGAUCCAGCUGUGGCCCGGUUGUUAUGCACCCCCUCCCGCCACCCCCGUUCAGAUAGCCUAGGAAGGUUUUUUUCUUUCAAAAGGCAAGCCUUUUGCUGCAUUUUUGGAGAUACGCAAGUGAUAGGCGAGCGAUCUCUUUUGUUGACACACGAGGUUUCGAAGACGUGUGAUUUUAGUUUCUCUGUUAAAACGUCAGGCCUGGACCCUGAAGUCCCAUUGUGGACUAAGAAUCCCUAAAUACAAAUUCCUUGGGAUAUCUAGGGCAGUGUUUCUCA
Molecule: messenger RNA, 2173 nt
Organism: Python bivittatus (Burmese python)
Lineage: Eukaryota; Metazoa; Chordata; Lepidosauria; Squamata; Pythonidae
Source: RefSeq, a predicted model, not a curated record